ACCUUCAGCUCCACUUGAUGUAGACAUCGCACUCACACAGUUGUCAUCACAGCCGCCUGAUGUGUGUCACCAUGGAGGCAGCUUUCCCGUGUUUCUCUUUUCUAAUAAUAUUUAGUUUAAACAAGCAAGUGUUUCCUUCUUGUAACACAGGUGAAAAGCUGAACGUCGCAGAGACAUUAUUUCAAAAGGAAGGCAGUUUUUUAAAUAUUACUUAUCUUCUUAAUGUUAGUGAAAACUCAGUAUCUACAGAGAAAUCACAUUUCUAUGUUGACGUGUGCCAAAGUAACACCAGAUCACUUCUGUGCAAAUUUAUAAGGCUAGAGCAGUCUCGGAACUUCACUGUGAAAUAUGGUGAUGUUGGAGACACACUGUGUGUACCAGAGCGUCGCUACUUCACCAGCUCCAUGAUGACCUGGGAGAUGAAGAUUUCACAGCUGUUCACUCGGUCCAUCACUGCUAUAUAUCUCUACAUUGAGAGUAAAACUCUACACAGACAGACAGUGCUGAUACCCAUUGAUGUAAAAUACCCAUCCAAGGUCACAAAUCUGACCGUAGACGGACAAGAAGUGAACAGUACUCAUCUCAUUAAGGAGGGUGAAGUCAACGUCUGCUGCUUUUUUAAGAGAGGAAAUCCUCCUGUUGUCUUCAAACUCUUAGACAUAAAUGGAAUGGAAAUUGCUGAUAAAGUGGACAAAAACACAAUGCAAACUAAGAGUGGUGAAGAGCAUCUGAAGGUUUCCCUGUCAGUCAGGUGUCAAGACGACUGGCCGACAGUUCGUUGUGAAGGAAGCGGGUCGGAAAGAAAUAGAUCGGUGUCCUUUCUUGUGAGAUGUGCUCCUCGGUUUAUUGACGGUCCUGUCACACUUAUAUCUUCAGAAUUCGAGAAAGUAACUUUACAUGUAAAGGCACACACAACCAUAUUCAAGGAAUGUUUCCUAACACCGACUCCGUCACAGGAUACAUUCAUACCGAAGGUGAAGUGCAACCUGAGUGGAGAGCCUCCUAAUCUGGUGUUGACGCUUCAUCCGGAAGAAAACAUUUACCAAGGAAUCUGGGAAAUAACUCUUGGCAAUGAAAUAGGUUAUGACAUUACAACAGUGAACAUCACUGAAUAUUCUAUGUCUGAGACGACAGCCCAGAAUGAAGAAUCAGUGUCUGAGACUACAGCCCGGAGUGACGAAUCAGUCGGUGUACUAACAACAAUUGUCCUCUCGUGUGGUUGUGUCUUGCUAGUCGCAGUUAUUGCCGUCGUCGUCGUUCGUAUUAAAAUAAUAACCAAAGAACCCCAGAAAGAAGUAACAGCUGGGCCUACAGAUGAAAGAAGACAGUCAAACGACACCACAGAAGGAGCAACGAUGAUCGUGAACGACAUGUAUGGGACCACUGGAGGAGCUAAUAUCAGACACGAUGUCAGCCAAACCUUCCAUCCUCCCAACAGAGACCUUUCGCUUCCACAGACAGCAUCCAGGGCUCCAGCUCGCCCUCCACGCGCUCAACACGUGCGGGCACGUGACGACAGGAACUCCGCUCAGUCAGACUCUCCUUAUGAUCAUGAAACGUAUGGCCAGACUUACUUGACAUCCGCUGAUGUUUGCAAGAACAAGAAACAACAGAAGAAAGGAGGUGCUGAGGGAGUAAAAGGAGACAUUUAUGCUUCUGUAAGUGCUGUUCGCAAGGAGGAGAAGAAUCAAGCGAUCAAAGACAGAACGACUCCUGUUUAUGAAAUUGAUAACACAACUGAAACCACAGAGUCUAUGGAGAAGGCUUCCCGUCAAAGGGAUGCUAAUGGACUAAUAUAUGGAGACUUAGUUUUCACAGCCGUGAGUUCAGCCAAGCCCGUCGUCCAGCAGGAGACGAAGACAGAGUAUGCCACCAUCGCAAUGACUGCUAUCGUCCCUCCACGAAAUCCCAAAAAAUAAACCAACAGAAAAAAAGACAGACUGGAGCGAUGACUGAUAGAUGUACCUGACAAAAACAGGGUUUAUAAAUAUUUCAUAACUAAUUUUGGCAUUGUUAGUUUUAAAACAAGAGAUAAAGUGAAUGAUGUAGGACCCUGCAGUCUCAGAGUGCAGUUUUGGUGGUCCACUGUGUCAAGUAAAUGGACAGACAAUGUCUCUCCUUUAGCCGUUUUUAUCUUUCAUGAUAAACCAGGGAGUCAGUCUGUGAAGUAUAAAUAACUGUAGUUGUAAGUCUUUCGAAAACAGGAUGGGAGACUGGGGAUGGCAAAGAUCACAGGAAAAUUUCUAGUGUUUCCUGACUGAAUAAUGCAAAUUCUUGUUCAAACGCUGCGUGUCUAAGUAAGAUCACUCAUGUAUACACAUACGCGUCUACAUAAUUAAACGAACAUAGAUAUGCAGGAUGUAUCAGGAUAUAUCAGGUCCCUUCGUCGAACUGUCAUCCGUGAACUGUCUUAACGCGAAAUAGGACCCGAAAAGUGGAAUCGGAAGAGGAUGAGCACGAAUCAUGCUGACAUCUUGUAAAUUAAAUUAAAAACCACGUGAGAGGAACAUAUAGCAUUCAUGAUCUAAGAACUGUGUGUCAUCCCUGGCCAUAGUACAAAGUCUAGUCUUUCCACAGCGAACAAUCAGAUGACCUAAUGGUUGUAUGGUCCUUGUGUUGACCUCUCAGUUUAGUCGUCUUCCUGUUAAUAGUUGUUUUAUUUUAAAACUGACAUAAACAUCUACACAUAUUUAGAAUUAAAGAUGUGUAGCUUAGAUUAUACUGUUUACUCGCGUGUACAUAUAUAUUUGCUAUGUUUAUUUAGUUUUAAUAUAAAUACAUAAAUAAUGUAAUAAUUUAAUGUAAGACUCUCUAUAUUAAUAGACAUAUAGAUGUAUGCAGAAUGCUGAGAUCAUUUUUGCAACACAAAUACUGGGAAGAUAAAGAGGAAUGUGCUUCUUAAUGAGGGGUGACCAGUUUGCCACAGGGUUAGGGUGAUAAUAAGUUUAAAAUAUACACACAUCUAGAUAUGUAUAUAUGGACACACACAUAUAGUCUGUCACUUCGAACCAUAGACGUGCGAUUACCACCAUGACAUUGUCUGCGUGGUCACGUGAUGUCUUUGUACACAACGCACUGUUGAUCUUCUCUAAGAGCACUAACGUGACAUUGCUGUGGUUAUCGUCAUUUCCUUUUCUAAACACUUGAUCCCACUUGCCUUUAUUUCCACGACUUUUUAACUUUUCCUGCCUUUAAAUUUUGCUCUGUGACUAGAAAUUUUUCAGUGUUAUUUUUAUCUUGUCUAUUCUUCUAUUUUGUUCAGUUACGUUCCAUCAGGCAAAUUGGUAAAACAAUAUUACUCGGUUUCUCUGGUGUGACAAAUAUUUUCUGUCAGAAAACUUUUACCAUUCAUAUUAUAAAUCUUACAAAGUAAAAUUGUAAAUUGUAAAACAUUGUAAAUAUAUAUAUAAGAUAUAAUUAUAUACAUUCUUAUCCGCAUCAUCAUCACCAUCAGCAGCAGCAGAAUUUCUUACACUGCAUCAGGUUCUCUCUAAAAGCUACUUAUUGCAGGCACACACACUAACACUCAUAUCAUAAACUUGUAGACAAAACCUAUUUGUUUGUGGCUGUGUAAAGGCCGAAACAUUGUGGGAGUACUGUCAUAGCCAUUGACAUCAUUGUACAUCAUACUUUGAUAGUUUCUUACACUAUAUCAGCUGACUUAUUACAUUGUUUCACAUUGAUUUAUAUGCCCUGUGAUGUGUUUAUAUGUUUAUAUGCCGAUUCCCCCUUGUCACCCAUCUGACUCCAGCAUGUGAACACAUCUUUUUACUAUCGCCAAAAGGGUGUAUAAUCAUACACAAAUUUACAUAACUCCUACUUUCAGUUUUUCAGUAAUACUUUCCAGGAAAGAAAGCUUGCAACUAAGAAGUAUUCUUGGGACAGGACAGAUAUGAUCCUUUAAUUAAGCUUUGAACUAGUAUAUAAAUUAUAUAUACACGUUUUUGGUGUAUUACGGCAUUACAAUUAAGUGAUACUUGUUUGCUUUUGUUUAAUUUUUGUUGUAACAUGUUGUGAAACACUAAUAAUCAUAUGUUAAACUAUCAAGUUUUAAAAUGAUAUGUAAUUUUGAAAACUUAUUUAAAGCAUUUCUUUUUUCCUUAUAAGAGCUGUAAAUGUUGACCCUCAGAAGACACGUCAGAAAACCUUUUCUAAAUUUUUUCAGAUCCAGAUCAGCAAAUAAACAUGUUUACUUUUAUAUAAUAUUUUAAACCAAUACUUUAUAAUAUUACUUUUAGAUAAACUUUAUAUUAGUUUAGUUCUGGUUUAUUCCUUGUUACUCCUCGAGGACCAUAGGGCCGCAAUAAAUUUUAUAUUAUCCUUCAAUUAUUGUCCAAUCAAGAUAAACUUUAAACUUUUUACUAAUUAUGUGAAUUAUUGAACAUACUUUUAGCAAUUAGCCAUUUUUUGUCUUAGAACCAUUUUUUUAAUGUUUUGUGAUCAAUAAGAAAAUAUUUUGUCAGUUCUUGUAGAGGUGGGUUGUUUUGGAGAGACCUAUACAUGAAGGAUUAUGGAGAGACCUAUAGGUUAUGAGGCUUUCUGAUGCAAAAGAAAAAGGAAGGAUGAAAAUUAUUUGCUUAACUUCAGCUGUUUGUGUCAAUGCUAGUGAGGAUUUGAAAGAAGGCACAACACUGAAUAGAUCUCUUAUGUACAGAUAUAUACUUAACCUGAAGUUGUUCUACUUGCAAGAUAAUGCCACAAAGAACAUAACAGUGUUUCUGUGUUUGCUCCAGCUGCAGUGAUGUUUGAGCUCAUACUAUAAAUAGAUUCAUGUCAGGGUAAACUUUUUGUAGCUUAGUCCUGCUAGUGAGUAAUUGGGAAUUCCAGCUAAUGUUUGAGCUCAUACUAUAAAUAUAUUCUUGUCAGGGUCUACUGACUCUACUCAUUGUAGCUUACUCCUGCCGAUGAGUAAUCGGGAAAUCCAGUUCACUGCAAAUAACAUGCAGGUGCACUGCAAUGCGCAUCUUUUGUCCCAGCAGCCUAGAGUGCUGAGAUUUCUGGGAAACAGUUUUGUCCUUGGCCUGAGAGAUAAACAGCUUUUUCUUUGACCCACAGUUGAAUGGUGACUCACAUAUUGUAAACAUUGCAAAUAAAUAGACACAAAGACUAUUCAAAUUUGUACUUUUGUAUAAAAGACUUGUGGUGAAUACUGCUUUGUUUUAUUAUAAGGUAAUAAAAAAAAUAAUAA
Molecule: messenger RNA, 5188 nt
Organism: Pomacea canaliculata
Lineage: Eukaryota; Metazoa; Mollusca; Gastropoda; Architaenioglossa; Ampullariidae
Exons: 12
Coding region: 60-1919 (619 amino acids)
Source: RefSeq, a predicted model, not a curated record